Perkinsus marinus ATCC 50983 is the source of this 1647-nucleotide messenger RNA. RefSeq lists its product as hypothetical. NCBI's taxonomy places the organism in Eukaryota, Perkinsozoa, Perkinsida, Perkinsidae. The transcript has 14 exons. The record is from RefSeq and is a predicted model, not a curated record. Bases 23 to 1393 code for a protein of 456 amino acids.
AAAUAGUUGAGUUAGUCCCGCUAUGGGCGGCGACAUUUCAAUUCUGAAUCGACCCUACUAUGACGAAAAGCAUGACGUGCCUGAUGUUGGAGUAUAUCGUCAAGGGACAUCCCUAGAUCACCGGUCUCUACCCCCAGAGCUACGCGCGAUUGGACGAUGUCGAAAGUCAAUGAUUUUACGUCAGUCAGCGGUCCUCCUACUGCGGCAUUUGCGUGCUUGCCCACGCCGCUGUGUUGACCAUGUGAGAUGCGGCCAGAAGUGUCUCGUACUGGAUCAGGAGUUGUACAGCUCGGUACCUGCAUUUUCUAUACAUGCGUGUUGCGAGUGUUUGAACCCGAUGGUGGCGACUCGGUCAGAACUGGAGCGGAAACGCAAGUUGCUGUCGGGUCCGCCACUCCCAGUGUCUCUACAUGAAAUUCAAGGCUAUCUUAGGGAGUGUGUGAGAUAUUUCUCAUGCUGCAAUGAGCUGAUAGUGAUCGCCACGGUGUAUGCCUGUCGAUUCGCUGAAAACGUAUGCAUGCGCCCUUGGAACUGGCGAAUUAUUGUUGCUAUAAGUGUCUUUUUGGCCUGUAAGGUAUGGGAAGACUAUUGUCUCUUUCUCUCGAACUUGCAAGACUGCUUCAUUUACCUCAGCAAAUGUGGUCUGAUCCAACUCGGCGCCUACGGUGGUGGUCCCCCUCUAUAUAGGCUCAGGAAGCUGGAGGCUUUCGCGCUAGCGGAUAUUUUACAGUGGAAUGUGAAUAUUCAGUCAUCUGAAUACUGCGAGUUUUACUUUUCUCUACAGCAGAAUAACAUGGCCAGCUCUGGAGGGGGAAGUCACAGUGCUCGACUGCAGCGGUUAUCGACAACACCGGAUUCCAUAUUGCUCACAUCCAGCGGCGAACUGUUUGCAGCAUCGAAUGGUGGAGGAGGCCGACGUGGAGAUCACAGUGUUAGUAUGGGCAGUUUUCGAGAGAAUCCGCUUAACGGCAGGCCGAGGUCAUCGCUUACCGCGAGUCGGGGAAAGUCGGAGCAUGUUUCUCCAGUGUCGUUUCAAUCGUUAAUUCUCCAGCGUCGAAAUAGCAGGUCUACAGCACCAGCUAGACAUCGACGGGUGAAGCCUGAUGUGUAUCCUCAGCACGCAUGCGCAGAAUCUAUAGGGUGCGCAGGUCGACUGUCACGAGAGUCUCGGGUCAGCGCAUGGCACCCGGUGUUGCUCGACGGGAUAGCGGCCGAACUGCGGCAACGAUCGCUGGACAGAGGGAAUCCCUUCGUUGGGAACUGGGCUCAUUCACCACCGGCUGAGCCACGCAGGUCGCUUCGGGUCCUCUCUGCAGUGGAUGGAAUGGAGUCGCAACCUGGGGAGAGAAUUCAAAGCCUUUCUAGGAGGGGCGCAUACGAUCGGAUACCAUAAUUCUUUGACAUCGCGCUUGAGGGAGACUCGCCGGUGUCGAUUUGUUAUUGUGAUGAGAUUAAUUGGGUGUCUGUCCUCUGUGCUCAUCAGUACUGUCUCACUCUAAUUUGUUUCAGCAUAUAGAGUAUCUUGAGGUUGACCAUGCUAGAUACAAAUUAGGUUAGCAUUGGGUCCAUGUUGUAUAUGCGUGCUAUUGAACUCAUCACAGCUGCCUGGAGCCACAUGGCCUCUGCUUUUUCUCAAAUUCGUUAUAA